Aplosporella prunicola CBS 121167 is the source of this 1084-nucleotide messenger RNA. RefSeq lists its product as uncharacterized. The coding region runs from base 194 to 1084 and encodes 296 amino acids. The transcript has 2 exons. NCBI's taxonomy places the organism in Eukaryota, Fungi, Ascomycota, Dothideomycetes, Botryosphaeriales, Aplosporellaceae. The record is from RefSeq and is a predicted model, not a curated record.
CCGGUUUUUAUUCCCUCUUUUUAUUUUGUUGCUCCCCGUUUUCCUUCCCACGUACGUACCUGUUUUCUGGCUGGGGCUUACGCUAAGCUCUGCAAGCCGGGGGUUUGUGCUAGGUGUGCUCAAAACGAGUCCGAGCCCUCCACUGCGCGCAUCCGCGCCAUCGCAACCCUCAUUCCCACCCCCACCAACCACAAUGCCUUCCCCACACCACCUCCUCCUCUUCCUCGUCCCCCUCGCCGCCGUCGUCGCCGCACAAUCCGAUUCCGACUCCGGCUACAUCGGCUACAAGCUCACGCACCGCGGCGACCCGGACUCAGCCAUCUACGAGACCGCCUCCACGCCCGCCAACGUCUCGACGACCUACCCGCCCCCGGACGUCUUCCUCAACGCCAGCGUGCACGUCGGCGAAAUCGACAUCCAAGUGCAGAACCUGACCGCGAAAGUGAACCUCGACGCGCAAGUGCUGGACCUGCUCAGCUUCAACGCGGGCGUCGACGCGUCCAUCGACCGCGUCAGCUUGCUGCUGCAGAACAUCUCUGCGGAAGUGCUGCUGGAGGCGCGCCUCGCGAACCUGGUAUCCAUGGUCGGGAAUGUGCUCGACUCGAUCGAUCUGAAUCCCGUGAUUGCGACCGUGGGCGACGCCGUGGGCGGCCUGGUCAACGAUACCGCGGCCGGCCUGUCGGGUGGCCUUGAAGCGCGAGAUGCAACCUCGUAUAACCUACGCCAUGGCGUGCUCUACUCGGUCAACGACUACAGCGGGAACACGCACACGAACCGCGUGCUCACGCAGCGGGGAGACGUCGUCGACGAGAUGCUGGAUAACGGUGGCGAGAUGCACGGCCAGAAGGUCGUGGGCAGCUAUGACCAGCUGAUGGUGUUUAAUGGGCUGGAUACGCCGACGGAGAGAGAUGGCAAGGAGGUCCACGAGCGUGGCUACGUUUACCACCCCUUCCCCGGCCUGAGCGUCGUGUGCUUGGUUUAUAGCGAUGAUUCCGGAGCUGUGGUUGCCACGCAGGUGAUUAGUGAGAGUGGGGCUGGCGGGACGAGCACGGUUAGCAACGAUGAUGAGGAGGUGGUCGAGUGA